AUGCUAAAUGUCCCAUCCGUGAUGUCCGCUUCCCGACGGCGACUCAUCAAACUUUUGAGAGCUGUACUUGAACCGGGAGCUGCUGUCUUCGUACGAAUCUCCUUCCUUUCCCACCGUUGUGCCAUUCAAACUACUCAUGGACGACAUGCGGGGGUUGCCGUGUUGAUGGUCGUAGUCGUUGCUGGUGCCGCUCUUGAACGAGAGCUCUGUCUCGUCUACAAAGUGUCGAGGGGACGCGAACGGGUCGUCGUCGCCGUCGGCGGCGAUGCCUGUUGUGUAAUCCACAUUGUGAGGAAGGUUUCCAUCAUCGUAGCUGCUGUUCGUGAUGGACGGCGAUGUCGCCGACACCAUGACGCCGCGAGGAGGCGUGUCGUUCUUGGCUGCGGACGCCAUCAUGGUAAGCUCAUUCUUGAGCAGUUGCGCAUGCAAGUCGCGGUUUUCGACUUCGGGGCGAGGGCCGCAACAACAUCGAGCUCCCAUGUGAACCGGCAGACAAGGACUAACUACUGA
This is a messenger RNA of Aphanomyces astaci, 510 nucleotides long. RefSeq lists its product as hypothetical. The record is from RefSeq and is a predicted model, not a curated record. Bases 1 to 510 code for a protein of 169 amino acids. The transcript has a single exon. Lineage: Eukaryota; Oomycota; Saprolegniomycetes; Saprolegniales; Verrucalvaceae.